ACUGCCAAGAAGAGGAGGCAUUUUCUUCCGGCAAUGAACUUCUCGUUUCCCGAGCACUUCUUGGAUCUCAACCUGAAUGCCACGGAGGGCAACAUUUCAGAGUCAAAUGUCAAGAACAAGUCUUCCCCGUGUGAAGACAUGGGCAUCGCCGUGGAAGUGUUUCUGACUCUGGGUCUCCUCAGCCUCCUGGAGAACAUCUUGGUCAUUGGGGCCAUCGUGAAGAACAGGAAUUUGCACUCCCCCAUGUACUUCUUCAUUUGCAGUCUGGCCGUGGCGGACAUGCUAGUGAGCGUGUCCAAUGCCUGGGAGACCAUCAUCAUAUACUUGCUAAAUAACAGGCACGUGGUGAUGGCGGAUGCCUUUGUGCGCCACAUUGACAACGUGUUUGACUCGAUGAUCUGUAUCUCUGUGGUGGCCUCCAUGUGCAGUUUGCUGGCCAUCGCCGUGGACAGGUAUGUCACCAUCUUCUACGCCCUGCGCUACCACCACAUCAUGACAGCGAGGCGCUCGGGAGUUAUCAUUGCCUGCAUCUGGACCUUCUGCACGGGCUGUGGCGUCAUCUUCAUCAUUUACUAUGACUCUACUUAUGUAAUCAUUUGCCUCAUUUCCAUGUUUUUCACCAUGCUGUUCCUCAUGGCGUCUUUGUACAUACAUAUGUUCCUCUUGGCACGGACUCAUGCCAAGCGGAUAGCAGGGUUGCGUGGGUACAGGUCUGUGCGACAGAGGACCAGCAUGUGCGGUGCUGUCACCCUGACCAUGCUGCUGGGCAUCUUUAUUGUGUGCUGGUCCCCCUUCUUUCUCCACCUCAUUUUAAUGAUUUCUUGCCCUCAGAACCCUUAUUGCUCUUGUUUUAUGUCUCACUUCAAUAUGUAUCUCAUACUCAUCAUGUGUAAUUCUGUGAUCGAUCCUCUGAUAUAUGCCUUCCGAAUUCAGGAGAUGCGAAAGACCUUUAGAGAGAUUGUGUGUUGCUAUGGUUUCAGAAUCCCCUGCAGGCUCCCUCGCAGGUACUGA
Molecule: messenger RNA, 1011 nt
Organism: Echinops telfairi (small Madagascar hedgehog)
Lineage: Eukaryota; Metazoa; Chordata; Mammalia; Afrosoricida; Tenrecidae
Gene: MC5R
Product: melanocortin 5 receptor
Exons: 1
Coding region: 34-1011 (325 amino acids)
Biological process (GO): G protein-coupled receptor signaling pathway
Cellular component (GO): membrane
Molecular function (GO): melanocortin receptor activity
Source: RefSeq, a predicted model, not a curated record